GCCUGGACCGAGCACCCUGAGCUUGCCCGCCCAGUUGUCAAGACCUUUGACUUGAAGUCUGCGUACAAGCAGUUUGCAAUCUCCCCCAGGGAGUACUCCAAGGCCAUCCUCUGUUUGACAAAGACGAACCGGCUGCGCUUUGCGCUGACCUACUUGGCGUGCACGGUGAAGUACAUCUUGGCAGUGCUCCAGGCGGUGUUCAGCUUGGCGGACAAGACUGAAGCCGACAAACGAGCUGCUAUCAUCGAAGCGGCUGCCCGGCCAGCCACUGUGGUGGUGGCAGAUGGUGAGCCUGACAUGAAGCAGGUGUCCAGCUCUGCGGACAGCGCUUCGUCCGAAGCUGAGUCUGAUGAAUCCUGUCAGCAGGCCCCACCUAUGAAGGUGCGGAGGAAGAGAGCACUGGAAGUCGGGCUGACGGCACCUCAUGUUGAUUCGCUGGUGAACUCAGGCGUGGCCAGUUUGGGCGCCUUCGCUUACAGUUUUGGGCAGCCUGGGCAAGCCAUCAACGACAAUGAAUUUUCCGACUGGGUCCGUGCAAAUAUUGAUGUAGGGGCCAACAUCGGAUGUGUGUCAAGUGCGAAGAGGCUUCUCUUCGAAGCUCAGACAAUUUUGCUGGCAUCUCUUAAGGAGUUAGUUACAUCGCCAGACGCGUCGAGUUCGAGGAAGCUUCCGGUUGCAGAACGAGAAGCAAAGAUGCAGGCGUUGAAGCAGAAAUUAUCCGGGGUGUUGGUGUCCGGCACCAUGGACCCUGGUCACACGCUCUUGGAUAGCGUGACGCAGAUGUAUGAGGCAAAUCAGCUGAAGUAUGUUGCACCGGAGAAGUGCGUGAGCAGAACACAUGAGCUUACCCAUGCCAAGCAGCCGACUAAGGUAGUUGAGUUGGAAGCAGAACGGCUUGUGGUGAAGGAGCAAGACAGCGUGCCAGAUGCUCAAGCUGGCAGCGGGUUGUUGCUGCUAGAGGCGCUCAAGCGUCGUGGGUUGGCCUUGGUUUUUGCAGACGGCAUCACGCGUAGCAUUCACGAGAAGUACAUCCAGCAAUUGUUCGCCCACCUACACCGAGAUCCCCCUCCAGGUUAUAGCAAAUGUACGUUGCAACAACUGGUGGCGGCCGACAAGGCGGUUUGGACGAAGCUCAUUGAAGAUUGCGUGAAGCCGCGCCGCAACGAAGCCGGCGUGCUGGAGUUGGACACCGCUUUGGCCCACGCCUUGGAAUCCUAUGAAGUCAGCUUUCUGUUGCUGCCCAUGGCCAAACAAAAGGAGUUGCCAAAGCGGCCUGAGAAGCGUCAGACCGCGCCCAAAGAAGCAGCUUCCGGGAAAGGCAAGGGAUCUCGAUUCCAGCCGUAUGGCAAGGGCAAGGGAGCCGGUGGGAAGAAAGGCAAAAGCAUGGAGAUUCGCGUUCCCAAGGACAUCCGCGACGCCGGUGGGGUCGCCUUUUUGCCUACAGGUGAGGCCAUUGAUGAUGAUGCCUCGGAGGCAGACCUUGUGAACAAUGUACAAAUUCCUGACGUGUUGAAUGCAGAUUUGACCGUCGAUUAUCCGGAUGGACUUGAGCCUGCGCUGGCUGGCAAUAGUGGAUGGGAAACAGGUUUUUGCUACCGCUAUGGAGGCCGCAUAUCCUUGGCCUUUGGCAGCCAGAUCGCGAGAGCAUAUGCAUGUGCUUUGCUAGCCCGUGGUUGGCUUCCGCCUGCCCAGCAGCUGCUUGACCAGCAGUACGACACGUCGCUGAUCAUGAUGGCGGAGUACCGUGUGCCCAGGGCGGAGUCGGUCUGGGGUGUGCCGUGGUCAGAGGAUGAGUUUGCGGCAGGCGCUAGCAAUGUGGCAAUCUUCAACAGCACGCGUUCGUCAGGUUCGCCAGAGCUCGACGCCGAGGUGUACCGAAAAACCCAAGUGGAACUAAACGAAGGCUGGAUCACCGGCCCUUACGAGCUGGGAGAGUUAGAGGUGGGGGCCGUGCUAAAUCGCAGAUUCGGACUUCAGCAGGCCAACAAGGUGCGGUUGAUUGACAACUUCAGUGGCAGUGGUGUAAACAGCACGGUGCAAGUGUGCGAAUCACCCAAACCUCAUACCACAGAUGUGGUGGCGGCUGUGUGUUCGCGUUUGCUGCAGAACUGCGAUAGCGAAACUGAUGUGCUGGGUGCCGCCUACGAUCUAAAGUCCGCAUACCGUCAGGUAGGACACGGCAACAUGCUGUCCUCCCGCGACGGAUACGUGGCCCGGCUCAACCUCCACACGCUGCAGUUGAGCCGCACGAUCAACCGCUUUUGUGAGUGCGUCACGAAGAUGCACCCCCCGGGCAAGGAUGAGCUCUGUCUGAUGGAAAACGUAGCAAACUUCGUUGAGGUGUCGCCGAACUGUGCUGACUCGCCCACGUGCAGCACAGACUUCAAUCAGGUUGGCGCCGCGGAGGAUGUCGGACUUUGCAAGAAGUCUCGCCAGCAGCGGCGCCAGCGCAUCCAUACUGUUCAUUGUUACAUCGCGCGCACCACUGCCUCUGCCGUGGCAGUGUCUGCAGCCAUCCUCUCUUCCGCCGAGGCUCCCGACGAUGACGCUGUGAGUUGCAGCGACAGUUGGGUGAAAAUCCUCGUGAACCUUAUCUACCGCUUGCUUUCCGUCAUGCAAGACGGCCUCGCCUCCAUCGGCGAGGUGAUUGGCAGGCCCCCGCGCAUGCCGCUCUCGGAGCCAGAGCCUCCGGCGGCACUGCUCUGGGCGGUGGACCUCUGCAUCCUCAGCUGCGUCUUGGCCCUUGGCUUCAUGGUCUGGGCGUUCAUGAAUCGGCCCGAGGAGGAAGAGGAGCCCAAGAUGGAGGGCGAAACCUUUGGAGAACGAAUGCUCACCCGCUUCCGCGUGGUGAUAGUCAUGGUGCUGUCUGCGCUGGGCGGAGGAUUUCUCAACGUCAAGAGCUCCGUCCACUCCGCGCUCUUCCUGGGCCUUUAG
Messenger RNA from Effrenium voratum, 2934 nucleotides. The record is from the annotation of a GenBank genome assembly. Lineage: Eukaryota; Dinophyceae; Suessiales; Symbiodiniaceae.